Messenger RNA from Arachis ipaensis, 506 nucleotides. The record is from RefSeq and is a predicted model, not a curated record. NCBI's taxonomy places the organism in Eukaryota, Viridiplantae, Streptophyta, Magnoliopsida, Fabales, Fabaceae.
AUGGACAAAAAGUGGACUAGUUUACCAAGACAUAUUGAGAAUUAUCAACAUGGUGUUAAUUCAUUUUUGGAUUUUGUCUUUAGAACUUUUCUAAAGUCGCCUCUCCCUAGCUCUCAAAGCCUCGCUCUCUGCACCUACCAGCGCCGGCGAGAGACCGUUCCUCCCACCACGUCGCAGCCACCGAGUCAAGUAUGUAACUUGAUUGAAAUUGCUGUUGUUCAUUACUUCAUCUCCAAUUGCUUCAACUGCUUCUGUUUGAUGUCAGUUGAAGCUUAUGCAAUUUGCUGCUCUCAGGCUCUUCUCGAAGCCUUUUACACUUCUCAGUUCCCACCAGCCACCAGCACCAAAGACUUCUUCCCAGUUCCCAGCGAGCACUGACCCAGCAGGCAGCAGCGUUCUUCCCAGCAGCAGCGCCUAGCGACGCCAGCGAGCAUCGACUCAGGAACAUAACUAUAAGUCAGCUUGGGGAGAAAUCCAUUUCUAUAAGUCGGCCAAUACACAUUGUC